Molecule: messenger RNA, 5939 nt
Organism: Carassius auratus (goldfish)
Lineage: Eukaryota; Metazoa; Chordata; Actinopteri; Cypriniformes; Cyprinidae
Gene: igf2bp2b
Product: insulin-like growth factor 2 mRNA binding protein 2b
Exons: 12
Coding region: 1816-3129 (437 amino acids)
Molecular function (GO): RNA binding
Source: RefSeq, a predicted model, not a curated record
AGGGGAUGGAGAUUUACUAUUAAUCACAGAACCGGCUUCACUGAUAAGAUGUGCAUGGCAAUCGCAUUCGAUUAAUCAAGCAGCCCUCACAGCAGAAUAUUUUCUUGUUUUCUCAUGUCAGCAUGUGAACUCACGUGCACACAAACAGAGGCAAUUCAGAGUGAAAUAAAACCUGGAAGUUAUUUAAAAAGCGAAACCCAAAAAUAGCAAUUCACAAGUAUUGAACCGUAGAUGUGUACCAAGCAGUUCAAUAUUAUAUUGAGAAACUGUGGCAUAACUAGUUCAAAGUGACAUUUAAGUUCAGACUCGACUAAUAUAGAUGCAUCUAAUGAGCCAAGGUGAAGGGUCACAUGGAUCACUCAGUGUAUUAAGGGGUCAGUAGGGUCUUAGCUUUGAUCCCAUUGGCAGUAGCUCUGACUGAGAUUGGCAAUGGGACAGAAAUAACCCUGUCCACUUCAUGGGGUUGCGAGCUGCUGGAGACCUCCAGAUGCCAUCCUGCUAGUAUAGAUGACUAGAUAUUGCAGAUCUGAUUAAGGUGAGGCAGGCAUUAGUUGCUGAGGAGGCUAAAAUCUUUUUCUCCACACCAAAGCACCGAGGGCGACUACACCUAGUGCUUGUCUGUUGAGAUCUUUCAGUAGAGAAUCUCCAUUCAGUUGUUAUACAGUAGGAGUCCAAUAUUAAGACAUAUUUCUUUUGUCAUUCUCCAAGCAGCUGAUAUACCUUUGCUAAAGCUCAUAAUACAACAUCUUUUGUCCCAGUGGAAAAUGCACUUACUCUGUUUCUUGGCUCUGACUCUUUGCACACUUUCAGGAUGCUUAUGCGCUUAAGUGAUUAAGAGACGAAGUGGGAAAUCGGGUUAAUUCAGCUUAGAAGUGUCUCUAGGCAGGUGGGUGUCACUGCCACUUCAGGGUCCCUGUGGCCUCAAACUUAUCCUACAUCUACUGCAGGAGUAACUGAGUUCAGCAGGUUUUAGACUUUGUUCUGGUUAUUUUGUCCAGGUUUUUCCAGAUUUCUUGGAGGUAAUAGACUGUUCACCAUCCUGCUGUUUAUUAAGAGGCUGAGGCUCAAAUCACCAAAACUAAACCUGAUUCUGGGUGUUUCUUGUAGCUUUUGUCUUGAUGUCUUUGGAUUAGUUUUGAAGAUCUCACAUCAUUAGCAAUGUGUUAUGUGCACAUUCUUCACGAAUGUUCAGGCUCAUUACAGUUUCAAUAUAGUUGCCUGUAUUUCUCUGGUCACCGCCCUGAUGUGCUUUGACAAUGGUUGUAAAACUGGCUAGGUUUACUCUGUGACUUAUUAUAAUAGAUCAAGUUUUCCUGUCAUCUCUAAACACAUGGGUGGAGAGCCAUCCUGGCACCUGUCUUUUCCUGAAACAACGAUUACAUGACUAACAUUGAUCGGUGACACCAAAACGAUGUGGCUAGUGGAGCAACUGUCAUGGCGCAUUGGUAUCUUUUGCGCCCUGUCAGGAUAGGCACAUUGUUGCAUUCUAUGAGCUUAUCAUCUCCCUUUCUCUGUAAGGAGGUGUGUCGCUGUUGUCUAUUUAAAAUAGUGGAAUUUAACAGGAGUCUCAGCAUGUCUGCAGAACUGGAAAAGCAGGUUGGAGUUCAAAGGUGAUCUCUGGCAGCGCUAACGUGUUCAGUUAGUACAGUUAAUGUUUGUACUAGUCCCAGCAAACGUGUGGAUACAGUGAGGGCUGUUGAGAAUUUGACAGGCCACAGUUUUGAGAAUCACUCCUUCAGUGUGUCGUACAUACUGGACGAAGAGGCAGGAAGGGACGGGGGUGUAAGACCCCAGGUCCCGCGAGGGGCAUCUAAAAUGGGGACAGGAAGUCGGGAGCAGGAGUUUGGUCAGCCAGGGGCCAUGGGAGGCUCCCAGGGGCCUAGGUAUCGUCAGCAAGAGCUGCCUCUACGAAUCCUAGUGCCCACUCAGUUUGUGGGAGCCAUCAUUGGAAAAGAGGGACUCACUAUAAAGAACAUCACAAAGCAGACACAGUCCAAGGUAGAUAUCCAUCGUAAGGAGAAUGCAGGAGCCACUGAGAAGUCCAUCACUAUCCACUCAUCUAAUGAGGGCUGUUCACAAGCCUGCAGGAUGAUCCUGGAAAUAAUGGAAAAAGAGGCCAAUGACACCAAGAUUGUGGAAGAGGUUCCUCUGAAGAUCUUGGCCCACAAUAACCUUGUUGGGAGACUCAUAGGGAAGGAGGGCAGGAACCUGAAGAAGAUAGAGCAAGAUACUGGGACCAAGAUCACUAUUUCAUCAUUACAAGACCUAACUAUAUAUAACCAUGAACGUACCAUCACGGUGAGGGGAGGGGUGGAGGAGUGCUGUAAUGCAGAAGUGGAGAUCAUGAAGAAACUUAGAGAAGCCCAUGAGAAUGAUGUGGCUUCACUUAAUCAGCAGACUAACAUGAUGCCAGGUCUAAACCUGAACGCAUUGGGGAUCUUCUCCUCUGGCAUGUCUGCUCUCCCUCCAGCCCCUGGUCUGCGUGGAUCUCUGUCCGGCCCAGCCAACUACAGCCCCCUGCUGGGCCCUCCAUCAGUAUUGGGUGGUCUGUAUGGGGUUCCCCACUCUGGAGCAUUAUCUCUUCAGCAGGCAACUGCUGAACAGGAAGUGGUCUACCUCUUUAUCCCCACUCCAGCAGUAGGAGCUCUCAUCGGGAAGAAAGGGCAACACAUUAAAGAGCUGGCACACUACGCUGGAGCUUCAAUAAAAAUUGCUGCACCGGACAAUCCUGAUGAUCCUGAGAGGAUGGUCAUUAUUACUGGACCACCAGAGGCUCAGUACAAGGCACAGGGGAGGAUAUAUGGGAAGUUGAAAGAGGAGAAUUUUUUCACUGCUAAGGAAGAAGUGAAGUUGGGGGCACAUAUAAAAGUGCCUUCGUCUGCCGCCGGACGAGUCAUCGGGAAGGGUGGCAAAACGGUCAAUGAGUUGCAGAAUCUCACCAGUGCUGAGGUCAUUGUACCACGAGACCAGACACCAGAUGAGAAUGAUGAAGUGUUUGUUAAAAUAAUUGGACAUUUCUUUGCAAGUCAGGCUGCCCAGCGCAAGAUAAGGGAGAUCGUUCAACAGGUCAAACAGCAAGAGCGGAAACACCAGCAAACAGUGCCAACACCUUCACAACCAUCAAAAUGAUCAGCAGACGCCAGCAAGCAGCAGCUAAUGAAUGUAGCUAAUGCGAGGACAAAUCGAAAAUCAAGAAACAGACAAAGGGAGAGAGAGACAGAGCAGGAACCAGAGAGAGACAGAAGCUGAUGAAGAGGACCAGCAGUUUAAAACAACCAAAUAACUCAAAGCACAAAAACGUUUGGUCACGCUGAUAUGAAUGAGGAUGUUCGAGAACAUUUUUCAGGUCCGAGAUCUUUUUAUGACCAUAGACCUGAUAUUUCAUAUUGAGCUCUUUUUGUUACUGAUUAAGCUGAUGUGAGGAUUUGUGCACUGUGAAGUAGACUGCUGGAGGAGGUGAAUGCACACUGCAGGUAGAUUUGAUAGGACUUGCAGAGUCUAGUUGUGCAUUAGAUCUACUAAUUUAUUAGGAGAUAUAAUAAAUUGCACAGUAAUAUGUUAAUAAGAUUCUAAAAACAGUUCUAUAUUAGUUUAUUCAGCAGAAUAUUCUUUGGAAACUCAUUUUAGGCUAUUUAAUGUGAGUAUUUAGAUUUGUUUUUGAAUUUUCUAGAAACAAAAUUAGUAUAGCAUAGUAGCUAAAAUAAAAAAAAAAAGCAUUAAAUGAUGUUACAAAGGAACGUACAUGUAAACGAGUGCUUGCUGUGUGCCAGCAUUUCACUUCCAGUUCCUCUUUUUCCACUGCUGAGUCUGAGCAUUUCUCCUCUGCUUGCUGCCCUGUCCUCUUUUCUCUUUUUAAAAAUUAUAUUGCUUUCUCUUAAAGGUUUCCAUGUUCCCGACUUAUUCCUCACACAGAAUAAGAGCUGUCUGUGUGCCAACUGUAAAAAAAAAUAAAUAAAAAGAGGUAGACCUAAGUAGAGGUAGAUCUAAUGUUGAUAUCCUGUACUCCCCAUGUAUUACACCUUACACUACUGUUCUAAAGAAAAAAAAAAAAAUUAUAUUCUGCAAUUAUGCAUUAAAUUUAUCAAAAGUGACAGUAAAGACAUUUAUAAUGUUGCAGAAGAUUUAUAUUUUAAAUUGUUAAAAUUUAUUAACUUUUAAAAGAAAAAUCCUGAAAAGGAGUAUUGUGGUUUCCUCAAAAAUAUGAAGCAGUACUUGAUAUUGUUAAGAAAUGUUUCUUGACAUUAGACAGAUUUCUGAGGGAUCGCGAGACACUAAAAAAAAUCUUACAAGCCUGAACUUUAGAAUGGUAGUGUAUGCAAAUGAAAAAGCUGUAUUUCAUGUGCAAUCUGCACGGUGUCUGUAGGUCGUGUAACGGGAGCCCAUGGGGACCUCCUAACACCCGUGAAUGUAUAUGAUGCAAAUGCCUUCUGCAAACAUGUACUUUCUGUGUAGCAAACAUAACCCCCCCCCCACCCCCCCUUAUUUCACUUGCUGGGAUAAAUGUCUAUAAAUGCAUUUUUUGACAAAAGAGAAGAGCAAAGCCAAGACAAAAAGUUUUUUUUUAAGGUAUGUUAAGACGUCCCAUUUUUUCGUAAUAUAUAAAGGUGAUGAGAUUGGUGAGGGAUGACGUCAUUAAGCCUUUUAAAGUUUCUCCCAAAAGGCUAAUGGAAUAAAAAAAUGAAUGUGCUGGAUAUAGGUGACAGCUCGAAAAUAUUGGCUUUAGUAUUUCUUGACUGAUCAAAUGCAAACAGCCAGCUCUGCAGUACAGUACAGUCAUAGAGCGUAACAUUGAUAUAAAGCAACUGAUACAACCAUGAUUGAGACAUGAAACUGAUAUAUUGAAAGUCCACGCAUCUUUGUGUGAACCAGUACAAUAUACCGUUCUACCUCAAGAACAAGGUACCUCAAUCUGAUCUUUUCUCCCUUUUGCAUAUUUUGUAUACCUUGUAAAGCUCUCAGACUUGGAGCAUUUUUUAUUUUUCUAAAUAAAAGUACAAGAAGGAAAAAAAGGGUUGCUCAAGGCACCAACUUGGCCUGCUUGUUCUUGUGAAAGAGGUGUCAGAAACUGAUUGUUGCUUUAUGAACCGUUUGACUCAAAUGGGCUCUUGAGGUCAAUACAACUCUUGGGCAGCUGAACGUUUGGGUUGACAGAACUUUUGUUUCUUGCAGUUUGUUUGAACUAACAGGUAUAUAUAGUGUCUAAGAAUACAUCUUAAUCCAACCGUAUGCAGUGUUCUUCAACCUGUUUUUAGAAUGUUAUCUACAUGUUACUCUGUUACAAACGGGCUCUGUAAUUUUGCUCUGUUUUGGAGGUCGUAUCUGAUUGGAUGGCCGAUAACAAGUCAGUUUUGAAUGUUAUUCUAACAGCAUAUGUGUGUGUUUUUAUUAUAGGAAUAAUCUCCAGUUUACUGCUGAAUGUUAGCAUAACAAUAUUAGACACAAUUGAAUUUGAUCUUUCUAGUUUGGGUUUCUGUAGUAAAAUGUUGCUGUGUCAAAUAGGAGGGAUGUCCAGCGGUCUCGAGACCAUCUCUUCUCAGAUCAUGUACAAAGAAAACGUACAUGAAACCUAGUCUUUGCCGUAUUACUUCUGCAGCUGUCUCUGAGUCUGUUUCUCUUCACAUUCUGCCAUGUUCAAAAUGUCUUUAUUCUCCACUUGUACCGUGAAUACUUCUGGGUGUUUGAUAAGCCUGUCUCUUAUCUGAUCCACUUUUAUAGUAAUGUCACACAAUGUAAAAAUGAGUUAACAAACUAAUUUCAGAUCUGGGCAAAAGGGGGACAUAUUCCAUUGGUAUUACUGUUGGCUCUAGCCAAGUGUGGGUGAGUUGGGGACAAUAUGAGUGUGAGUGAACAAUCAUGAAUACACAUCUGUUUUUAUGUUUCUGGAAGGGUCACACUACCCUUCACAUGGAUAUGAGCAAUAAAAAGAGUCUUUAAAAUAA